This is a messenger RNA of Arabis nemorensis, 771 nucleotides long. NCBI's taxonomy places the organism in Eukaryota, Viridiplantae, Streptophyta, Magnoliopsida, Brassicales, Brassicaceae. The record is from the annotation of a GenBank genome assembly.
AUGGCUGCGGAGACCAUCAUCAAGUCCCUUGUUAGGUUAGAAGGUGGUAGUCCACCUCUUGUGGAGUUGCUUGAAUUUGACAAUGCUAAAGUUCAACGAGCAGCAGCAGGGGCAUUAAGAACCCUUGCGUUUAGAAAUGAUGAUAACAAGAACCAAAUAGUUGAUCGUAAUGCUCUUCCAACGCUUAUCCUAAUGCUAGGAUCAGAAGAUGUUGCAAUACAUUAUGAAGCGAAGGUCCUUGAUGCCGGGGCCUUGCAGCCUAUCAUCAAUCUUUUCAGGCACACAUGGUGCAAAAAGGGGGGGGGGGCUGUCUGCCCUUUGAUCGAGAUGCUUCAGUCACCUGAAGUUAAGUUGAAGGAAAUGUCAGCCUUUGCAUUGGGGAGACUGGCACAGCUUCUUCAUUCAGGAAAUAGAUCUCUGCAACACAAUGCUGCAUUUGCUCUUUAUGGUCUUGCUGAUAAUGAGGUGGGAGGCGUCCAGAAGCUUCAAGAUGUUAAGUUUAUUGUUCAUUCUCCCAAAGUGGAAAGCAAAUCUAUUGAGGAUAGUGAACUCAGACUGACUCUCGUGUCACCAACUGACUCAGCAAGUAACGGUUCAUUGAAGCAGGAAGCAGUGUUUGACAAUUCAAACCUCAAUGAUUAUGAGCUUAGGAUGGUUGAACCUGCUGAGUUAAAGCCAGCCAAUGAGGCAAGAGAAUCUGAGUUUAGGUCUCCUACGGAUGCAAAUGAUGGAAGGAGGAUUAAGCCAACGCAAGGGUUUAAUAAUGGAUGA